AGGGCCUAACACCAAUCUCACGCGAUAGAAGCGGAAAGAAGGGCGAUCCGCAAGACAAGUAUUUUCACGAAUCGACUGUAAGUAUCAAACUAGACCGCGUAUUCGGUGUUCUACAUAUGAACCUUGAAUUACUAGGUUGGGAGGCUGCAGCUAACGGGAACUGGGGGUAUAGUUCCACGCACACUACGAUGGCCGCUUCGCCGAAAAGGUAUUGUCCUAUAACCUCCGCCGCAUUCAUCUUACGGAUCUAAUGCGAACUUACCUUUCGACAAUGCACGACAUCGGGGCCGAGACGUGGAUUAUGCAUGGUAGUCUGCUGGGCUGGUGGUGGAAUCGCAAGAUCAUGCCUUGGGAUUCCGAUGUCGACGUUCAGAUGUCCGAGCGCUCAAUGGAGUUCCUGGCCAACUACUACAAUAUGACGGUGCAUCACUACCGGAUAUCGGGAACCAAGGAUGGGAGAAAUUACCUGCUAGAGGUGAACCCGCAUUAUAAGGACGGUAGUACGACAGAUACGCUGAACGUCAUCGAUGCGCGGUGGAUUGAUAUGGAGACUGGAUUGUUCAUCGAUAUUACCACAUUGCGGCGGGAUCUGACUGCUGAGGCAAUGGGUAUCAAAGGACACAUGAUGUGUAAGGACAGACACCAUUAUCUUGAGAAGGACAUAUUUCCUCUCCGAGAUAGCGUGUUCGAGGACAUGCCCGUCAAGAUCCCAUACGCAUAUACUGAGUUGCUGGAGGAAGAGUACGGACCGAAGUCGUUGACCAAGACCGAUUUCGAGCACCACCAUUUCGACAAUAAGAAGUUAGAAUGGGUGCCUAUGAAAGUUGAAAUGAAAAACUUUGGUAGCGACGACGCGCCCCACAGGGGCAUCAGACCUAUCCGCCUUGGUGGCAGCAGCAACAGCGGCAGCAGUAGAGACGCCCACGAAGUGAUGCACACGCUCCUGGUAGCACCAUCGACACAUGAUUCACAACAGGAUGGCAUGUAAUACCAUCAUCUCGUAACUAAACCUAGAUUAGACACCGACACGAAUAUCUCUCCCUUUUGGAUCAAUCCAUAUAUACCCCAGCAAUAGUUCGAAAGUUGGAUUCCAGUACUUUGGAUCCAUGGGCAUCGGUUAUGGCGUUCUUUCCUUAUGGCAUCGGCGCUUCUCAAAUAUUUAGGC
Lindgomyces ingoldianus is the source of this 1165-nucleotide messenger RNA. RefSeq lists its product as uncharacterized. The transcript is spliced from 2 exons. The record is from RefSeq and is a predicted model, not a curated record. Bases 251 to 988 code for a protein of 245 amino acids. NCBI's taxonomy places the organism in Eukaryota, Fungi, Ascomycota, Dothideomycetes, Pleosporales, Lindgomycetaceae.